GGCAAACUCUCAGAGGGACAACACUUAUUUCCAUAUUAUGAAGCAGAACCUAAGGGUUUCCUUCACCAUACUUCUUCUGAGACUUCAAAUAUACUCUCAGUCCUUUCCAGAAGAAAUUUGUCAUCUGAUUUACCUAACCAUGUGGAAACUUUACUUGAUCAAUCACAGACUGGAACACAAAGUAAAGCACAUAAAGAGGGUAAAGUAUUCCAAUGUUAUGAAUGUGGGAAAAUUUAUAAAAAUGCUUUUAAUCUUUAUAUGCACAAGAGAAUUCACCGAGACGAGAGACCAUUUUUAUGUUCGGAAUGUGGGAAACGUUUUACCAAGAAGUCUGUUCUUGUUGAGCAUCACAGAGUUCACACAGGGGAGAAGCCAUAUGCAUGUUCAGAGUGUGGGAAGAGUUUUACCAGGAAAUCUAUUCUUGUUGAACACCAGAGAAGUCACACAGGAGAUAAACCAUUUUUAUGUUCAGAAUGUGGGAGAUGUUUUGCUCGGAAAUCCCAUCUGGAGAGACAUCUGAGAACUCACACAGGAGAGAAACCAUUUUCCUGUUCGAAAUGUGAGAAAGGAUUUAUCCAGAAAAUACAUCUUAUUGAACAUCAGAGAUCGCACAUAGAGAACAAGCCAUUUAAAUGUUGUGAAUGUGGAAAGUGUUUUAUCCAGAAAUCACAUCUUGUUAAACAUCAGAAAACUCACACAGUUAAGAAUCUGAAUGAUCACACAGAAAGUUUGUGCUGGAGAAGCAGCCACCUGCCUGAAGAUGCACCCUCAUCUCGAAUGCUGAAAGAGUAAUACGAUAUUGGCAUGUGAGCUGUUUUAGUCUGGUUACCUGUGGGUCCAAAUCCUGCUUUCCUCUGAUCUCUGUCGCCAGAUCAGAAGAAAUGGAGGCGGGGUUGAGCCUGACUGCACAGCGUAAUGGACGCUUGUUAGAGAGCUCCUUCAUCACAGGCCUGUG
Messenger RNA from Bufo bufo (common toad), 955 nucleotides. Its product is annotated as oocyte zinc finger protein XlCOF6.1-like. Gene Ontology annotation, biological process: regulation of transcription by RNA polymerase II. NCBI's taxonomy places the organism in Eukaryota, Metazoa, Chordata, Amphibia, Anura, Bufonidae. The record is from RefSeq and is a predicted model, not a curated record. The transcript has 2 exons. The coding region runs from base 259 to 792 and encodes 177 amino acids. Gene Ontology annotation, molecular function: RNA polymerase II cis-regulatory region sequence-specific DNA binding; DNA-binding transcription factor activity.